Molecule: messenger RNA, 1680 nt
Organism: Hyaloscypha bicolor E
Lineage: Eukaryota; Fungi; Ascomycota; Leotiomycetes; Helotiales; Hyaloscyphaceae
Product: n-ethylammeline chlorohydrolase
Exons: 2
Coding region: 90-1445 (451 amino acids)
Molecular function (GO): hydrolase activity, acting on carbon-nitrogen (but not peptide) bonds
Source: RefSeq, a predicted model, not a curated record
ACCUUUGAGUAAAAAUCAUCUCGACCUUCGAACUUCGAACUGACAAUUCAUCAGUGUGACCAACUGAAGUAAUAUCCUACCAGAUCCAAAUGACUCGAAUUAUUAUACAAAACACAACAGUUUUGACACUUGACGAUGACAAUACGUUCUACUAUCCAGGAACCAUCGAGAUUCGAAAUGACAAAAUCUUCAGCAUCGGAGACUGGGCGCGGGAUACGAUUCUAGAUGAAUAUGAUGGAGAAACGACAAUUAUUGAUGGCACAGACAAACUUGUAAUGCCCGGUUUGGUCGACCUUCACUUCCACACUUCUGUUGCAAAGGGCUAUGGGGACAACCUACCUCUCUGGGAAUUCCUUGACCGAAUAUGGUAUCCCUCAAUUCGAGCCCUGACACCAGAGACGUGCCUCACGGCGGCCUUGCACUCGUACAUCACAGCUCUGAAGUCUGGAACUACGACUGUGAACGAUAUGUACCGCCACCUGGACUCACUUGCGAGUGCUGCAUUGCAAACUGGGAUUCGGGCGGUCAUUAGCAACAAUAUUGCGCUUCCUGAGCAUAUGCUUGAUUCCGUAGAUGAUAAUGUGCAAGCAUUCAAGCGCAACAAUAACAAGGGAAACGGGCGCAUCAAGGUUUGGCUUGGCCUAGAGUGGAUGCCGCUUUCCGACGAACCUUUGCUCGCUGAGAUUGGACGGGUGAAGAAAGAGCUGGGAACUGGCGUCCACAUCCAUUUGUGCGAGAGCAGAACUGAGAUCGCGGAUAGCAUGAAGAGAUUUGGCAAACGUCCCGUGGAGAUGGUUUACGAGGCUGGAAUCCUGGGUCCGGAUUGCGUGGCAGCGCAUUGUGUACACUUGUCAGACAACGAGAUUCGGCUACUAGGCGAGACUGGCACAUCAUUCUCGCACAACGCAGGGUCAAAUGCGAAGCUCGGAAAUGGAGUUGCUAGAGUCCAGGACAUGCUCAAAGCCGGUAUCAAUAUCGGCUUGGGGGUUGAUGCGUGCGAGUGCCAUAAUUCCACAGAUAUGUUCGAAGAGAUGAAGAUAACAUCUUAUAUGCAGCGAGCGACGAUGGAGGAUGCUUCGUUGGGACAGCCAAGCCAGAUUCUGAGGAUGGGGACAAGCAAUGGCGCAAAAGCUUUGGGUAUUGAUGCUGGAAUGUUGGUAGCGGGGAAGAAGGCGGACGUGAUUCUUCUUGAUUUGAAGAAGGACAUGAUGUUUACGCCGCUUCUCAAGGAGCCCAAGGAAGAACGACGGCGCAUGCUGGAAAGCCAUCUUGUUUUCGGAUGCAAUGGGUCGGGAGUGGAUACCGUGAUUGUCGAUGGAAGGAUCGUGAUGGAGGGGAGGAAGGUGUUGGGUGUCGACGAGGAAAAUGUACGGCAGGAAAUGGAUCUUCUGUUCCGAAAUCUCAUAGAUUCGAUACCGAAGGUAACAGUAGAGCGCGAGAAGUAGAUUGAGAGUUCUUUGCGAUGUCGGUUCUUUCUCGUGGUGAGGACGGGAUGCUGUCGCAUGCGAAUGGCAAACUUCAAGCUACAUGCUGACAGGAACAUUCUGGAUUGUCUCGCCCUAAUCUGCGAAGCCAACUCACGUAGCGGUGAUGUUAGUCUUUGGUCUGAGGGUGCCGUUGAACGAAGGGGCCUGGAUUUAUCCCCGCCAUGAGCAGAAGCUGUUAAGAACUUAAGCUCUC